This is a messenger RNA of Colletotrichum paranaense, 324 nucleotides long. RefSeq lists its product as uncharacterized. The transcript has a single exon. NCBI's taxonomy places the organism in Eukaryota, Fungi, Ascomycota, Sordariomycetes, Glomerellales, Glomerellaceae. The record is from RefSeq and is a predicted model, not a curated record. Bases 1 to 324 code for a protein of 107 amino acids.
AUGCAGAAACUCAAAGUUGCAUACUGCUGCAGCUUCAUCAGUGGAGAGAGAAAGGAGCCCGGGCCAUCGAUAACGUUCCGCAGCCGUCCCGUCAGGACAUCAUUGGGCCUCUGCACAUGCUGGGUCUUACACAGGUGCAGAGCCAUCUCUCCAAUUUUAUCUGAAUCCCCGUUUUGGAUCAUGUUGCCAGUUGGGAGGGGGGGAUGCCGUGAGAGAGUUGAGACUGAGGCUCUUAUCACGGCCGGUGAGGACGACAGCCAACAACUGCCGAUGAUUUUCUCACGGGUUUCACAGUUGGGUGAGGGUCGGCAAGGCGCGCGUUAA